This is a messenger RNA of Anthostomella pinea, 1017 nucleotides long. Lineage: Eukaryota; Fungi; Ascomycota; Sordariomycetes; Xylariales; Xylariaceae. The record is from the annotation of a GenBank genome assembly.
AUGGAUACUUCCGCAAAGAGGAAGCACGAUGCUUCUAACGGGUCUCGGGGACCUCCCCACAAAAGAAGCAGGGGAGGCGGUGCAGGCAAAUGGCAGACGCCGCAUCACAAGGCCAGGAUAGAGGCGAUGAAGGGCAGGUCUUUGGAGGUUGGCGAUACGGGGGUCUGGGUGACCUGCGUGAGACACAAGGAGAUGCAAGCAAUCGAUGAGAUGGUUGCCAUUUUCCACGAGUAUGGGGACAAGCUUUACGGCAUCAAAUCUCAGGAGUCAGGCGAAGCUGUAGAUGAGGAGGAGGUCGAGGACAUCGAGUCAUCCAUCAAGAACGAGCUCGAAGGAAUGACACCGGCCAACAAGCCCAAGCAUGCAGCAUUCGAGCCGAUGCGCACGAACCUUGAUUGCUUGCUCUUCAUGAAAACGCGGGAGCCUGUUGACCCUAUCCACGUAGUCCGAGAGAUAUGCAAGGACGCUGCGGCCACUACAAGCAAGACACAGUGGCGUUCGAGAUUCAUCAACAAGUUUACCCCAAUCACAUACACGGGCAAGGCUACCGAGAAGGGAGUCGAUGAGGUUGCGAAACGAGUCCUUCGCGAUCACUUCCAACUGAAAGGGGACGAGGGUGACCAAGCACCCGGCAAAGAAGGCGCAGCAUAUUCGUAUGCUAUUCGCCCAUCGUUCCGAGCACACAACACCCUCAAGCGUACCGACGUCAUAACCCAGGUCGCGGAGCUCAUUGCGCCGGAGCAUAAGGUCAACCUAACAACACCAGACAAGGUCAUCCUCAUCGACAUAUACCAGACUUUUUGCGGCAUGAGUGUCGUCAAUGGAGACUGGGAUGCUAUGAAGAGAUACAACCUGCACGAACUGUAUCUGUCUGCAGCCAAGUCGGAGGACAACCCUGAAGAAGCGAAAGGUGAGCCUCUAGAGAAGCUUCAGGAGACUGCCGAGGAGACACCCAAGGAGAAAACCCAGGAAGAGCCUCAGGAGGAUCCGGCGGGGACGGAAGACGCCACAACUUAG